Annulohypoxylon truncatum is the source of this 1351-nucleotide messenger RNA. Its product is annotated as aldose 1-epimerase. Bases 264 to 1292 code for a protein of 342 amino acids. The record is from RefSeq and is a predicted model, not a curated record. Gene Ontology annotation, molecular function: carbohydrate binding; aldose 1-epimerase activity. Gene Ontology annotation, biological process: glucose metabolic process; beta-D-galactose catabolic process via UDP-galactose, Leloir pathway. Lineage: Eukaryota; Fungi; Ascomycota; Sordariomycetes; Xylariales; Hypoxylaceae. The transcript has 2 exons.
CAUACCAAAUACAAUACUUAAAGUCACUCCACACGUCACCUCUGUGUCUCGUGAACUUCCGAGCUUUUCAUAUAGCCUGAAUACAUUUAUCUUCCAAUGCUCUUGCAGCUCAGACUUUACGUACAUUCCAAUCUCUCUUUCUCAUACAGCUACAUUCCCCCCUUGAGCUCCAAAUCUACCUAAUUUAUCAUUCAAGCUUCUAACUUCCCGUCCUUCCUUGGGAAUAAAAUAUCUGUUAUAACAGCUGUGAAUCAUAUAUCAAAAUGGCAGAUGAGAUCUCCUUCUUGCCACUUGGCGCCGUUAUCCAAUCCUUCAAGGUCGGGGGUGUCAACAUCGUGCAAGGUUUCCCAACUCAGGAGCUCUAUGCCUCUCAUAACAGUCCGCACUUUGGCGCAACUAUUGGCCGUGUCGCAAACCGUAUCUCGGACGCUAAGAUCGAUUCUCUAAAUGGAGGCAAAUCCUACAGCUUCGUUGCUAACAACGGACCCAAUACCUUGCACGGCGGAAAUGUUGGCUGGGGUAAGCGUAUUUGGAAGGGCCCGAAUCCUGUGGGUUUACGUCAGAUCCCCGGCAUUGAGGGACUUCAAGGAGGAGAGACUGUCGAGUUCACCUUGACAAGUGAGGACGGAGAUGAGGGGUUUCCCGGCGAAGUUGUCGUCAAGGUGUUCUAUACGACCGGAAAGGUCGUUGAGAACGGGAAGGAGGUGAUAGUUCUCGGCCAAGAAUACGACGCCGAGCUCGUGGGAGGUGCCGAGGAGACAGUAGUAAACAUGACUAACCAUUCGUACUUUAAUCUCUCGGGCGGUCCGAGUAUUGAGGGGACCAUAGUCCAACUUUCAACGAACUCAUAUCUCCCUCUUAGCGAGUGGGGGAUUCCAACGUCCGGACCAACGGCAUACUCCAAGGUUGCGACCACUACUCCAUUCACCCUGGGGCCAGAGGGUCCAGAUUUUGAUGACUGCUUUAUCGUCGACCCUUCAAAAUCCCCUAGCUCCGUGCCCAUAGACACGCGAACCCUUCCCCUCACCAAGCUCGUUUCAGCUCAGCACCCGGAGAGCAAAAUUCAUCUGGAUGUUUUGAGCACAGAGCCUGCAUUCCAAUUUUAUACUGGCAAGUGGAUUGAUGUGCCAGCUGUAGGUGGCGCCCCUGCUCGUGGACCACGGAGUGGUUUCUGCGUAGAGCCGAGUCGGUUUGUAAAUGCUAUCAACGUUGAUGACUGGAGGAGCCAGGUGGUUCUCAAGAAGGGAGAGAAAUAUGGGGCUCGUAUCGUGUAUAAGGCUUGGAAAGAAUAGUCAAUCUACCUACCGAACGCAUAGUGAAGAGAUAUCUAGGUAGCAAAUCGCCAAAAAGA